CCGGGGAGCCGUGGGCUCGGCUGACAGUCCUCUCGCGGCUCGGUGUCCCUGCGGAGGUCGUCCCUGGGCCCGAGGAGGAGGACGGGUGAUCCGAGGGAGUGAGCGACGCUUCAGUCCCCACGUGCAAGGAUGAACUGUCGCUCGGAGGUGCUGGAGGUGUCGGUGGAAGGGAGGCAGGUGGAGGAGGCCAUGCUGGCUGGGCUGCACACCGUGCUCCUGCACCGCAGCACGGGCAAGGUCCACUACAAGAAGGAAGGCACCUACUCCAUCGGCACCAUGGGCAUCCAGGAUGUUGACUGCGACUGCAUUGACUUCACGUACGUGCGCGUCUCUUCUGAGGAGCUGGACCGGGCCCUGCGCAAAGCUGUUGGGGAAUUCAAGGAUGCACUGCGGAACUCAGGUGGUGAUGGGCUGUGCCAGAUGUCCCUGGAGUUCUAUCAGAAGAAGAAGUCUCCUUGGCAGUUCUCAGAUGAGUGCUUUCCCUGGGAGGUGUGGACAGUCAAGGUGCAUGUGGUGGCCCUGGCCACAGAACAGGAAGGGCAGAUAUGCCGGGAGAAGGUGGGCGAGAAGCUCUGUGAGAAGAUCAUCAACAUCGUGGAGGUGAUGAACCGGCACGAGUGCCUACCCAAGAUGCCCACGCAGUCUGAAGUGGACAACGUGUUUGACACAGGCUUGCGGGAUGUGCAGCCCUCCCUCUACAAGAUCUCCUUUCAGAUCACCGUAGCCCUGGGAGCCUCCGUCACCACCACCGUGCGCAGGCUUAUCAAAGACACCCUUGCCCUGUAGGCCUUGCUGGAGCCUCGGGAGCUCUUGGAUGGCUCCCAGAUCUCGGCUUC
Molecule: messenger RNA, 836 nt
Organism: Jaculus jaculus (lesser Egyptian jerboa)
Lineage: Eukaryota; Metazoa; Chordata; Mammalia; Rodentia; Dipodidae
Product: autophagy-related protein 101-like
Exons: 1
Coding region: 130-786 (218 amino acids)
Biological process (GO): autophagy; autophagosome assembly
Cellular component (GO): phagophore assembly site
Source: RefSeq, a predicted model, not a curated record